This is a messenger RNA of Helianthus annuus (common sunflower), 937 nucleotides long. Its product is annotated as CASP-like protein 5A2. Bases 277 to 816 code for a protein of 179 amino acids. Gene Ontology annotation, cellular component: membrane. The transcript is spliced from 3 exons. The record is from RefSeq and is a predicted model, not a curated record. NCBI's taxonomy places the organism in Eukaryota, Viridiplantae, Streptophyta, Magnoliopsida, Asterales, Asteraceae.
UUAUGGUGAUGAACAAGAAAUAAACAAAAGGCAAUAUUCAAAGCAAAAAGUAAUCGACUUUAGCAAAAACAUACAUACAUUCCCCCCAUAGUCAUUGACAUCCACCGAUUGCUACCAAAUUCCGUUGAAAAAAUCUGUCAACUUUCUCAACUGAAACCCCCAAAUCAUCAACAACAAAUCCCACCACAUCACAUCUUCUGUAAAUUCAUCAACCAACCCCAACACAAAUUCACGAUAUGAUUUCUAAUCGCAUAUUUUGAGUGUUGAAAAUAAGGUAUGAGCCGGCCGGCGGUACACCCAGUGGAGCCGCCGCCUUUCAUCGAUGGAAGAAACGACGUCGCGCCGCCUCGAAGAGUGAGGAUGAAAGAUAUUGAAGGUAUGCCCGGUACGUUAACUGGACUGGCACUCCGUUUAUGCCAGGUCAUCUUCACCGUUAUCUCUCUCACUGUCAUGGCUACCACCUCUGAUUUCCCCUCCGUCACUGCUUUCCGAUACCUUGUGGCUGCUGUUGGGUUGCAAAGUUUAUGGAGCUUGUCAUUAGCCAUAAUCGAUGUAUACGCACUUUGUGUAAAAAGAAGCUUGAGGAAUCCUGUACUCGUUACCAUGUACGCCAUUGGUGACGGGAUCACAUCCACCCUUACUUUUGCUGCUGCAUGUUCAUGUGCCGGGAUUACAGUUCUUAUAAGCAACGAUCUCAAUAGAUGCGACAUAAACCAUUGCAAAAAGUUCAUGUCAGCAACAGCAAUGGCUUUUAUAAGUUGGUUUGCUAUAUCUCCGUCCUUUUUCCUCAACUUCUGGUCAUUGGCCGCACAAUGACAAAGAGAAACAGUCAUCAUUACUGAUCCCGGUUUUUUUGUUUUUGAAUCUUUUAAUGGAGUGCAAGCUACAAAUCUCAAAUUUUGUGUGGUUAACUUAUUAUAUGGCUUUGAUUUUUAGA